Molecule: messenger RNA, 628 nt
Organism: Raphanus sativus (radish)
Lineage: Eukaryota; Viridiplantae; Streptophyta; Magnoliopsida; Brassicales; Brassicaceae
Exons: 3
Coding region: 62-352 (96 amino acids)
Biological process (GO): ubiquitin-dependent protein catabolic process
Cellular component (GO): elongin complex
Molecular function (GO): protein-macromolecule adaptor activity
Source: RefSeq, a predicted model, not a curated record
CGCGCGUUGUAGAGAACAGAGGAAGAAGCCUAAGCCGACGCGAGAGACGACGACGAAGAAUAUGAGGGAGACGGUGAAGUUGAUAAGCAUGGAGGGUUUCGAAUUCAUCAUCGACAGGGAAGCCGCCAUGGUUUCUCAUACUAUCCGGAGCAUGCUCACUUCUCCAGGUGGCUUUUCGGAAUCGAAAGAUGGUGUCGUGACUUUCCCUGAUAUCAGCACCACGAUUCUAGAGAAGAUCUGCCAGUACUUCUAUUGGUCUCUACAGUACUCCAGAGGCAAAGAGACGGAGUUCCACAUCGAGCCUGAACUGACUCUGGAGUUAAUGAUGGCUGCUAAUUAUCUUCACACUUGAAAGACUUUCAAAUGAUAACGCUGCUGGACAUAACAUGUAAAUCCCUGGAGCAUUUAUGUGGGGUUAUACUUCAAACAUUUGACAAAAAUUGAGUUCUUGGAGAACUAUUGAAUAGCUCCGAGGGAAACUCGUCUACUUUGUUUACUAGUUAAUGACUAUUUAAUGCAAACAUCAAAGUUCCUGUGUCGUUAUUCGUUGCUUAUGUUCAAACACCUUACAGUGCUUUGUAAUAAGCAACAAACAUAUGUCCUAAUGACGAUUUGUUUUUAUGCCGAA